Messenger RNA from Lactuca virosa, 1455 nucleotides. NCBI's taxonomy places the organism in Eukaryota, Viridiplantae, Streptophyta, Magnoliopsida, Asterales, Asteraceae. The record is from the annotation of a GenBank genome assembly.
AUGCUUAUAAAAGACUCAAUAACUUAUAGAAUGGAAAAUACCUUCGGAGCACUGUAUCUUUUCCUGCUCUUCCUCUCCAACACUCUAUCCGUACAAUUUCAAAAAAUUCAAAACCCUAAAUACUCGCAAUUUCCUUCGUCUCCGAACAUUCAAAACAAUUCUCCCCUCCGUCCCGUUUUCCGAUCAGAAUCAAAGAUAACUGUCUGUAGAACUAUGGAUGGCCUUUGGGACCCACCUGAUUAUCAAGCAAUUGAAGACACUGAUUGCAGAAAUGAUGGAUGCCAGUGUGCAUUUUGUCUUGCUAAUGAUGUAGCAGAAGAGGCGGCUGUAAAUGAGAUAAGUUGCAUAGAGGUGCUAAGGAUUUUGAUAAGCAAAGCAGAUACUGACAUCAUUGGACUUGAAGAUGAACUUACGGACUUACUGAGUCAACUCGCCUGCACUGAUGAAGAGUUUUCAAAUAUGUAUUCUAUGUGCUUGAGAAAGGAGAUUGAUUUUCUUGAUCGAUCAAUAAGGAAAUUAAAGGAUGAUGCUGGAGAUUCUUUGUCAACAACAACCAGGAAACCAGCUGAAAGCAUGCUUGACAUGCUCAUGUCUCUUUUCCAUCGUUACAUACAAAAGAAAGAUAAACAGCUUGCAGAUAAUAUCAAAAAUAUUGCAAGCUCCAGCUGUCAAGUGCAUUCAGAAAUUCCAUUAAAUGAGAAAAAACAAACAGGAAGCUCUUCAAAUGCUAAUCAAAUGGAGAAAAACAAAAAAGUCAUCAACACUUCAUUGGAGAAACAUAAAAUUUCACAGACGAGAGUCAAGACUGAAGAAGUAGAAGAUUAUACCGGUCUUUCUCGGGGCUCCAUGGAGAAGUGGGAAUAUCAGCUUGUAAAAAUCAAGUCCCAGACUGAUGAUGAAAGUAUAGGUUCCAUAGAAUCAUCAUCCAUACCAAAGGCAAAUACAGACAGAAACUUGAAUCCAGAUGAUGUCCAACUCCAAGAAUCAAAUGUCUCAGUUUCUACCAAGAUAUACAAAAGGAGAGAGAAACUUAAUGAUUCACCACCAUUAAUGUUGCAGACAAGCUCAAGAUCACCAUGCCUAUUAAUUGAAGGUGCUGAUGUGGCAAACAUGUAUAUGGAUUGUUAUAAACUAGAUGAUUUGCGGGCUAUUGCUAGGCAACGCGGAUUAAGAGGUUACUCUAAACUUCGCAAAAUAGAACUCGCACAGGCACUAGGAAUCAAGAUUGUUGAAGGUGUAUACACAGGAAAAAGGAAGCAGAAAAGAUAGGAGAUGGUGGUGUGGUGUGGUGAAACUGACAUAGUUUGACUCAUAGGUAUGGCUGCUUGAUGGUUGUUUAUAUACAUUGAGGGGUAUAUUAUAUAGAAAUGAAAGAAUGAAUCCGUAUUAGAAUUGACAUGCUAGAUAUAUACUUGUUUUGAUAGUGAACCCUACGGGAGAUAUAGUGAUGUUGAU